Molecule: messenger RNA, 2649 nt
Organism: Diachasmimorpha longicaudata
Lineage: Eukaryota; Metazoa; Arthropoda; Insecta; Hymenoptera; Braconidae
Product: F-box/LRR-repeat protein fbxl-1-like
Exons: 7
Coding region: 412-1824 (470 amino acids)
Biological process (GO): SCF-dependent proteasomal ubiquitin-dependent protein catabolic process
Cellular component (GO): SCF ubiquitin ligase complex
Molecular function (GO): protein binding
Source: RefSeq, a predicted model, not a curated record
CUCAGGACUGUUAAUAAUACCUUCAAAGCAGGCAUUUUAUACUGUGAAAGUGAAUCACGCACUAGUUCAGAGACGCACGAUAUGUCAUCUUAGAUAUACCGAUUAUCCUCGGAGAUGGGGCAGAAAAAAUUAUACAUCUCCAAACAAGUUUUUGUAGGUAUGAUUUCAUUGCAAUACAAUACGAUUUAUGAUUGAAGAAUUUCAUGGAUUUAUAACUUACAUGUGAACAAGGAAAUUCACUGGAGAUGGUUACGAUAAGGAAUUAUUAUGAGGGAAUUAGCAUUGGUGAUUAUGCAAUGAUGCAUAAAAAGUUGUUCAAUGAACUUGCUGUAUCAUUAUGGCCAUCCAGACGGUCGUCACCGCUUUGCAAAGUGAUUGUUUUAUGGGGCAGUGUCAAUCAGUUGAGACAACAUGGAGGGAAUAAUAUCAGACGAAUUGAUGAUUGAUUUGAAUAAUAAAAGAGUCAGUGAAGGCCAGCUCGUAGAAAUUCUAUCCUGCUGUGGCAGAAUCGACAUUACCGUCGACGAUGAUAAAAAAAUUGUUAUUGUCAAAUUUCAGAAUAAAGGUCAUGUCGUCAGAACGUUGACGACUCGCCUGGUUUCUUAUCAUUUCAAUGGCUCUUGGAAGAGCCUCUCUCCGAAAUCGGAAAUACUGAGUGGUGAUUCGCCGAUUGAAAAAUUACCAGGGGAUUGCCUCAUUAAGAUAUUCUCAUUUCUUUCGAUUAUGGAAAAGCUGAUGGUCGAAAGAGUUUGCAGACGAUGGAGAGAGAUCGGACUAGAGGGCUGGCCGGAAGUGAAGCAGCUAAGGAUAUCCUCGGAGCUAAAUAGAUUUACUCCAUCACAACUGGAGCAAAUUUUUUUGAGAUGUGGGCGAUUUUUGAAGCUCCUGGCAAUCCCAGUGAUAAGCGAAGAAACUAAUUGUCUGCCACUGGUGAAGCAGCACUGUCUCCAGAUCAAUGAGCUAGCAGUCGAUUUUAAUUUUAAAUCAUUUUCCAAACUUCAGACGUACUGUGAAAAUUUGACUGAGAUAUUUACCGCAAGUGAGAGAUUGACAUCAGUUAAGAUAUCGGGGGUUCACCCGAAUUUUAAUUAUGAGUGUUUGAUGGGACUUCCAAAAAAUCGAAUCACAGAACUUCGACUCUGUGCUCGAUCUCUUGAAUAUGGAACGCCUCUUAGCCUUAAUCUCCAUGGAUUCGACUCCCUGGAAGAACUUGAACUCAAGGGCUUCGUGAUAGACGAAAAAACUUUAGUCGGAUUGGAAAAUCUGAAAAAUUUGACCACUCUCAGUUUUGUCAACAGUCAAGUUCAUGUCAAUCAUGUGAAGAAGAUUCCGAACUUGGUUAAGCUCCAGCAAUUAUCGUUGGAGAAUAUAAUCAGCGAAGUUGAUGAUGAAGACUUGUCAGAAAUAGCGAGGAAUUGCAGAGAUCUUUUAUCUUUGAAUAUAAAUGGAUUGGAUAGUCUGACAGAUCGAUGCUUCGAGCCGAUAUUCCACCUAGAGUUCCUCGAAAAUUUGGAGAUGAUGGGGUUGUCGAGGGUGACAGACGCCGCAGUCCUAGGAUUAUUUAAUCUUAAGGAACUGCGCUGUCAGGAUUGUUGUCGAAUUGGAAAUAACGGCUUAGUUGGACUGAUUAAAAAUUCUCCAAAUCUAUCAAAAUUGUGGGUAGAUGGACCGCUAAUUACCGAAGAUUUCCUUAUGAAUGUUAAUGAUGUGAUAUCGCAUCGCAGCAGUGGAGUAAGACUCCACCUCCACUUGCAUUCAGAUGCAGAGGAUUGGGAGCAGCCGCGCUAUUUAUGUCCAUUAUUGAUGCUGAUUUACACUUGGUGAACGUCAACUCGUUACUUCGAAUGAUUCAUUCGAUUAACAAUCAGUUUCAUAUUACCACGACAUCACAGAAAGUUCAUUUGUUAAUACUGUCAGAACUACAAUAAACUAAAAUUUGAUUUUAAUUUUGCUGAAACUCAUUUCUUUCAUUUGUGAAAUAUGUGAAUAUUGCGGAACACUUUAUACUUAUAAGAGAGAAAGAGCUACUCUUGAUAAUUAAAAAGGGACGAAGCUGAUUGGCCAGGAGUUUGGGUAUUAAUUAAGUGUAUUUUUUCAUAUACUAAUUUAUUUCAUAUUUAUACAACGAUCAAUGAUACAGACGCUUGAAAAGCUGGCGAGUGAAACCAAACAAAGUCAGAAGUAAUCGAUAAAAAUCACUGUCGAUAUUAGGAAGUUGAAGCUAUAUACAAAUAUGAUAUGACUUUCGAAAAAGAAAAUUACCUGGUGAAUAGUGUAUACGUAUGGGAGAGUCGAUUGACGAGUGUAAAACGUUUCAAUAACAGCCGUCAACUAAAAAGGCUCAACUUCAUUGACGAAGAUUUUAUGUACUAGAUUAUCAUGUAGAAAAAUUGAAUUGUUCCAAACUUCAAUAUUUGUGCUUGUGUCUGUGUUUUCUCGCGGGUGACGAGGGGCUGCUGCCCCGAUGUUUUACGUUACUCCUGGGUGGUGGUGGUGGAGACAUAGAAGGAGACCUGGCUCGCCUCUUGCGUUCACUUCUGUCGCUUCUUUCACUCCUCUCGCUACCAGGGGAUCGUCGAGAUGAUCUCGACGAGGAGAACACGGGCGAUGGAGUCAUGCGAAUUCUGGGGGGUGAUGGCGUCACUGGCG